Osmia bicornis bicornis is the source of this 2243-nucleotide messenger RNA. RefSeq lists its product as uncharacterized. The transcript is spliced from 6 exons. Bases 504 to 2060 code for a protein of 518 amino acids. NCBI's taxonomy places the organism in Eukaryota, Metazoa, Arthropoda, Insecta, Hymenoptera, Megachilidae. The record is from RefSeq and is a predicted model, not a curated record.
AACUUGAAUUAAAAAUUGCAGAUUAUCAUAAUAGUCUGUAUCGUGUUUGUGUUUGUAAUUUAAAUAAACAACUGUAUUUAUAAAAAUAAUUCAUUCGGUAGAAUGCAAAUAAUUUUGUUAGUUCAAGGGAUUGUGUAAAAAAAAGAUAAGUUGUUCCAUCUGUUAUUUCUAGGUCGCUGUGACAAGCAUAGAUUAUGAGGAAAAACAGCAAAAAGGCAAUGGCGGCUAUUCUUUAGGCGACUAUUGAAUUUAUUAUGAAAAAUUUCGGAAAAAUGUGAUCUACGUGUUGAUUGAAGAAAAACAUAUUCGAGGUGUGGCCCAAAGGCGGAGGGAUGAUAUUGCUCCUAGGAAUAGAGAUGGCACACAGUAUGUGCAGACAAUGGCUGACAAACAAAUAGAGCAGUCGCUGAGUUCAAUGAGUAACGAAUGGUUGUUGAUAGUAGAUCAGAUAGGAAAGAUCGUCGGCUGGCAGGAAGGAGUAAAAAAUCGAGUGUGCCUAAGUAAUGAGCGAGACUCGGCAUCAUCUUCACUCGGUUUCGGACUUGUAUGCAGCCGACGAGAUAGAAGUACUUUUGUUGGAAGAAAUUCGUGACCUGGAAUUACCUGCCUCUGCGUAUUCUAGACCUGAGGAUAUACAAGAUUUUGACAUCGCAGGUAGUAGGACAGGGGGGCAAAUUAGCUCCCAACCUUUGGAGCUGGAUUCACCAGGGGUCCAUUCGACAGUCCAUUCAUGGGACUCACAUGCUAAUUAUCAUGGUCACUACGGCUAUGGUGAUCACCAUGACACUUCCUCCAAUGCUUUGGCUUGGCCAAGAACAAGCCAUUUGGUUCUUUACUGUGACAUACAGGGACAUCUUAAAACAGCUAUCGGCGUUGUUAGACUUUUACUGCUUAUAUCAUCUGCAGCGUGUUUGGCAACAUUAUGCAGCUCCGGCACUGCCAAGGUCAGCUUAUUUAUGUUGCCUUUAGUCGGGCGGCUGCGUUUCAUGAUCUUUGUAGCAGUUUUCUGUUUUUUGAUCACUGCAUUGCUCCUCUUCCUUGAUAUUUCGCAUGUUAUCUAUGUUUUUCCUUUCAAUUGGGCUAAAUUGAAUGCUUGGGUAUUCACUGGUAUAGGCUUAUCUUAUGCCUUGAGUAGUGCGUUAUUAGCAUGCUCCAUAUGGGAAUAUUACAGUGGAGGUUGGGUACCAAAACGCACUCGUUCUCAGUUAUCUGCUGCGGCAGUACUUGGAUUAUCAUGUGCUAUUUUAGCAUUUUUACUUUCAUGGAUACAUGGUCGCAGUAGAUCAAGUUGCAGGAAUCCAGAUAGUCGUAAUCAUACACCGACGCAACUUUAUAAACCUGUUGAUAAUUCUUCCUCUUCUGGAGUUACUCUGAAAGAACGAAGCCCUAAGAGGCCAGAUUCGUGGGUUGUAAAGAAUCAACAGUCCAAGAAACAAAAUACAGAUAGUGAUACAAAUACAAAUAAUGGCCAUCACGGGAACGAUACUCAUUCAAGAUAUAAACAAGCCGCUAAAAGAAAGGAUCAUUGGGCUUCUGCGAGACAGCAUUUCUUACCCUCCGAAGAGAACAAUCAAGAUAUUCAAAGAGAUGAUGUUAACACCGAAAGGAGGAGAAGAAGACGAAGAAGAAACGGUGAUAGUAGUUCGACAGGCGAUGGAAAUUUAAUAAGUAAUAAAACCGAUAGUGAUCAUAUUAUUGAAGAUAACAAACCUAGACGAGUGCCGCGUAAACUAGCUCUCCAGUCGGUAGAGCAAUCACGACCUUGGCCUGGUGCUGAACGCGGUAGCAGUAGUUCAAUGCAAAUUAGAAACAAAACUUUACAAAUCCCAGUGAACAAUAACGCACAGGACUAUUGUGGCAUAGAUGAAUCUAGUUCGAUGCAAGUGACUCAAAAUGGUUUUCAUUGGGAAAUGGAAUGUACAUCUAGUAUCAGUAUAGAGAAAACAACAACAGAAAUAGCUAUGGAUCGUACUGCCAUGUGGUCUGGACAAUGGCAUCCACCACCUGAUGACGUUCAACCAUGUUCUAGUAAAACUAUUGAUCCUUACAGCUUUGCCUGAUCAAAUUUCGAAAAUGUAUAAAUAUGUUCUAGAUAAUAUUGGACUCAUUGCAGUGAAUGACUUUUGGGAACAGUUAUAUAGUACAGAAGUUUCCCUUGAAACAAAAUAGUUCCAUAAUAUCAUACUUAAUUUUACUUUUUAUUCUUUAUGUUAAAACAAUAAAUGCAAUAUUUUAUUGUUUUA